AGUUGGAGAGAGGCAGGGAAUCGGCUGGGUAGUGUGCUGAGACGCACCUGGCGUAACCCUCUCCUUUCUGAAUCCGAGUCCAGGUCCCGCGGAGGCUGCAGCCAUGAAGGAGAGACGGGCCCCCCAGCCAGUCGUGGCUAGAUGUAAGCUCGUUCUGGUGGGGGAUGUGCAGUGUGGGAAGACAGCAAUGUUACAGGUGUUGGCGAAGGACUGCUAUCCCGAGACGUAUGUGCCCACUGUGUUUGAGAAUUACACAGCCUGCUUGGAGACAGAGGAACAGAGAGUGGAGCUCAGUCUCUGGGACACUUCAGGGUCUCCCUACUAUGACAAUGUCCGUCCACUCUGCUACAGUGACUCGGACGCAGUAUUACUGUGCUUUGAUAUCAGCCGUCCAGAGACUGUGGACAGUGCACUCAAGAAGUGGAGGACGGAAAUCCUUGACUAUUGUCCCAGCACCCGUGUCUUGCUUAUUGGUUGCAAGACAGACCUGAGAACAGACCUGAGCACUCUGAUGGAGCUGUCACACCAGAAGCAGGCACCCAUCUCUUAUGAGCAGGGCUGUGCCAUUGCCAAGCAGCUGGGUGCAGAAAUAUACCUGGAAGGCUCGGCUUUCACCUCCGAGAAGAGUAUCCACAGCAUCUUCCGGACGGCGUCCAUGGUGUGUCUGAACAAACCCAGCCCAAUGCCCCCGAAGAGCCCUGUCCGAAGCCUCUCCAAGCGGCUGCUCCACCUCCCCAGCCGUUCUGAACUCAUCUCUUCCACCUUCAAGAAGGAAAAGGCCAAAAGCUGUUCCAUUAUGUGAAGUGGGGGUUGGAGAAGGGAGACAACCUCCCACUUCCUCCCUUGGGUUGCAGAGGCACGGGGAGAGGGAGGAGGAGACAAUUUAGGACUCUGGACAUGAGAUUUUCAGAUGGCCACGGUGAGGGCUCGGAAGGAGACAGGAACGAGACAAGGAAAGAGCCAGGCCCGGCUUGAGGACCUGACACUGAGAAAGAACCAUCACACCCCAAGCCAGGCUCUCGGUGGUGGAGGGGGCGGCUGCCCCAGUGCCCUCUGCUCCAGUGACAGAAAAGGUGUGGGGGUUUGGGGGGCAUGCUGGCCUCACGGCUUUGUUGGGGGCCUACAGGAGCCUCACUUCAGCAUCAUGCCUCUUCCACACAGCGUUUCCAUGCAGGCCAGGGGAUGGGAGGGGUCCCUGAGCCCUUCCCUUCCCCUCUGAGGAGGCUGCAGAGGAGUGGAGAGUGGGGAAGCCAAGAGGCAGCUCCCUUGGGAGCUGAGCCCAGGUGCUUCAUAACUGGUAACUGAAAUCAGAAGGCAGGAGCUGGUCAGAGCCACUGAGAAGGAAACCUCAUCUUUGCAUAGCCCAUGCCUCAUGGAGAGGUGACAUCAUACAUUCGCAUGCUUCUCACCUGAGUCCCCAGGGUCCAAGGGAGAAGCCCCAGACCCCCUUCUCUUGCAGUGUGGGGGUGGUGGUGCUGCAGGAGGCAGGGCUGGGUGGGGGUCACCAGACUUUUUCUGCCCUUAGGGCAGUAUAGCUGGCAUUUGUUUUAUAGACUCUUGUCUUUGGAACUGGGGGGAGGGGGGAGUGUUUCAAUCUGUUAUAUGUUCUGUGUUUAAAGAAGAAAACCUAUUUAUUAAUUAAAUAUAUAAGACAUACAAAGAA
Molecule: messenger RNA, 1663 nt
Organism: Cervus elaphus (red deer)
Lineage: Eukaryota; Metazoa; Chordata; Mammalia; Artiodactyla; Cervidae
Gene: RND1
Product: Rho family GTPase 1
Exons: 5
Coding region: 104-802 (232 amino acids)
Biological process (GO): small GTPase-mediated signal transduction
Molecular function (GO): GTP binding; GTPase activity
Source: RefSeq, a predicted model, not a curated record